This is a messenger RNA of Aspergillus niger, 816 nucleotides long. RefSeq lists its product as uncharacterized. Lineage: Eukaryota; Fungi; Ascomycota; Eurotiomycetes; Eurotiales; Aspergillaceae. The record is from RefSeq and is a predicted model, not a curated record. The coding region runs from base 1 to 816 and encodes 271 amino acids. Gene Ontology annotation, cellular component: mitochondrial large ribosomal subunit. Gene Ontology annotation, molecular function: translation release factor activity. The transcript has 3 exons. Gene Ontology annotation, biological process: mitochondrial translational termination.
AUGUCCCUGUUCCUAUCGGUCCUACCUGCAGCUGCGCGGCACCUCCCUUCCCCGCGCGCUGCUACUGCUACUACUACUGCUACUACUACUGCUACUACUACUGCUACUACUACUGCUACUACUACUGCUACUGCUACUGCUGCGAACAUGUUACGAGCGAAUCAUGUAAGCCGUGGAUUAGAAUCCAUCAUGGCACAUGCCCGGCUUUCCCUCCCCCGUAAUUUUCACCGCGUUUCCCUCGCUUGCUAUUAUCCCCCUUCCUCCCGCCCCACUGUCGCAACACGAACCUUUGCGUCCAGGCGAGCCGCCGCCAUCUCGACACCUUCGGGCCUAGAUUCGGACCACCACCUGUCGGCGGCUAGAGAAUGGGCCGCUAGGCUCAAUUCAAAGGCCAUCACCAUCCCGCGUGACAUCUGCGAGAUUUCCUUUAGUCGUUCUAGUGGCCCUGGAGGUCAAAACGUGAACAAGGUGAACUCGAAAGCCACAUUACGAGUCCCCCUCAAAUCUUUACUGCCUUUCGUCCCCCAACUUCUACAUGCCCCGCUGCAAGCGUCUCGAUACGUCGCCGCGAAAUCCCAGAUUCUGGUCAUUCAAUCGGAUGAGUCGCGCAGACAGACCGCCAACGUGGAGGCUUGCUACGAUAAGCUCCACCAGGUCCUCAAGAGCAUAGCAGAGGACACGAUCCCCGGAGAGACCUCGCAAGAACAACGUGACAAGGUACAAAAAUUAAAGAAAGCUGCAAACGAAGCCCGCAUCAAGUCGAAGAAAUUGCACAGCAGCAAAAAGAGCAGCCGACGGGGUAGUUAUGACGACUAA